AUGUACUGGCAUGGAUUGCUGCCACCUCCAAGUGUUGGUUGCGGCACAGUUUGCAUCACUCUAUCUGUGACAUUUUUCAGUGCAAUAGAUUAUAUUUUAAGGCGAGUAAAUCCCCCUACGACCGUUGUUUGUAAAGGUUCACAUGCCAUAUGGAAGUGGCGUAAUAUGGUGGUUUCCUGGAUACAUGCUGUUUUAGUCGGGACAUGGGAUAUUUUGUGCUUUUAUUACUAUCCCGAGUUAAUGGAUGAUCCGGUAGACCAUAUCGUGCCUUUUACGUAUUACCUAGUGGCCGUUUCUACUGGUUACUUUAUCUAUGAUUUCUGGGAUAUGUGCGUGCAAAGGCAAAUAUUCAAAAUGUGGGAAUUAACAUUACAUCACUUCGCAGUUCUGAUUGCCUUCAUCUAUAACGUACUUUCCGUUCGUUACAUAGCCUACACAGUUAUCGCUCUACUUGCUGAAGUCAAUAGCAUAUUUCUUCACACUCGCAAAUUGAUGCAAAUGCAUAAAGUUCCCUCGAUGGAUUUAUCUUAUCGGUUCAAUGCUGUUCUGAAUCUAAUUACAUUCGCAGGUUGUCGAGGUUUCGCACUAUUUCGUAUUUCAUGGGGCAUGUACAUGAACCCCGAAAAAAUGACACCGUUUUAUACUGUAUUGUUAGGAACAAGUAUGUUCAUCAUGAAUCUCCUAAAUCCAGUUCUAUUUUACAUACUUCUUCGUAACGAUUUUCUACUUCCACCCAGAGAGGAUAAAGAUCAUUACAUUGAAAAUGGACUGAAAGUAAAUAGUCCUCCUUCAGAAAGUAAAAUAUCCAAUGGUUACAGUUUGUCAUUAGAAAUAAAUGGCUUUCCCUGUGAUGGACUUCAUAAACGAAAUCUGUGA
Schistosoma turkestanicum is the source of this 876-nucleotide messenger RNA. The record is from the annotation of a GenBank genome assembly. Lineage: Eukaryota; Metazoa; Platyhelminthes; Trematoda; Strigeidida; Schistosomatidae.